AUGAAAAUAAUAUUUUUUAAUUUUUUUAUUUCCAUUGUUGUUUUGGCGUCAUCUUUUUUUUUGUUGGCAUCAUCACAAAGAAUAGAUUUAAAUAAUACUAUCACAUCAAUUGAUAAUAUUAAUCCAACAAAUUUACCAGAAAAAACAAUAUUUUCAGAAAAUGGAAAAUUUAUUUACUUUCUCUCUAGUAAUUAUAUUUACUAUAAUGAUUUAGAUUCUGUUUUAUUAUUUUCCUCAUCAUCGUCACCACCAUCAUCAUCUUUACCAACAACUGGAUUUAAGUAUCCUAAAAAUACAAAUAAUUUAAGAACUAUAACAUCAGUACCAUUCAUUGGAAAUGAUAGUAAAAUUAUUACAAUUACCAAUAAUUAUAUUUAUAUUAUUGAUAUUGCUCAAAAAAUAUCAACAGAAAAAUUAAUUGGUUUACAAACUCUAAAUGAUUUCAAUUGUUAUAUUACAAAUUAUUUAACCAAUGGUAUAUUUAUAACAGUUUCAGAUUCAAUCUAUUCAAAAUAUGAUCUUCUAUUUUUAGAUAGUCAACUCUCUAUUGGUAAUUCUGCUGUUGUAGUUAAUCAACCUCAAACCAUGCUAAUUACAGAUACAAUUAAUAAAUUAAUAUUUUAUGGAAAUAAAGGUAUGAUUAGAUUAUUUGAUGCAACAAGUUUAUCAUCAACUUUACUUAAAACACCAUUAUUUACAAUUAGUGAUUCAGUUAGUAGAUAUAUUGGAUCAUUUGAUAUUGAAAAUAAAUUAUUAUAUACAUGUAGUAGAAAUGAAGCAAAUAAUCCAACAAUGAAAUUAUCAUUUGAAAUUUUAAAAUAUUCAUCAAAUUCAAUGAGUAUAUUAAAAAGUGUUGAUAUUAAUUUCUCACCUAAAUUACCAAGUCCUUAUUUCUCAAAAUGUAAUUUUUCAUCAAUAGAUUUAAUACAAGGUCAAAUCUUUUUUACAUUAAUUGAUACAUUACAAAAUCAAUAUAUUUUAUCAAUGGAUAUUAAUGGUAAUAAUCAAGAAUUAUUUGAAAUAAAUAAUAAUAAUGGUGAAACUAUUAUUAUAACUGGUUUAACAAUUAAAAGAUCAUUAAAUAAUAAAUUAAUAGUUGGUACGAAAAAUAUAGGUAAUCAAAUAUUAAUUUUAAAUUAUAAAUCAAUUUGUAAAAAUGAUUGUGGUGGUUCAAGUAAUGGUGAAUGUGUAAAUUUAAAAUGUAUUUGUGAAGAAGGAUUUGGUUUAGAUGAUUGUUCACAAAGGUAUCCAGUUUUAUCAAAAGUUUCAUCAAUACCUUUAAAAAGAACACCUGCUAUAAUUACAAUUGAUGGUGAUUAUUUCGGUACUGAUGUUAAUAAAGUAUCUGUUAAAAUUGGUAAUAGCUCAUAUUCAUGUGUGAAUAUUGAAUUGGUUAAUCAAAAACAAAUUAAAUGCACAUUUUCAGAUACUUUACUUGACCAUCCAACAAUACCAAAAUCAUCAGAUGGUAUAUACUAUAAUGUAUUUGUUACAAUUGGUGAAUUGUCUGUUGAAUCUUUUAAAUUUAAAUAUUUAUUACCAAAUUUUCAAAAUUCAAUUCAACAAGAUUUUGAUAAAAUUAAAAUCACUGGUUAUAAUUUAAUGGAUUUACAAUAUCAAUCAUUAUUUAAAUUGGCUAAUUCAAAUAUUAAUAAAUUAGAUUGUAUUGGUACAAUAAAUGAAAUCAUUUGUAUACUACCAUCAGAUUCUGUUAAUGGUGAUUUAACAAUUUCUGAUAUUUAUAAUAAUAGUCAUACUUGGUCAAAUGUAAUCUUAAAUCCACAAUUAAUUUCAUUAUCUCCAUCACUAAUCUCAACCAGUCCUACUGAUUUAACAAUUACAGGUUUAUUCUUUACAAGUAUUAUUGGUACUAAAAUUGGAGAUAAUUUUCAAUUAAAAAUUGGUGAUAAUAGUAAAACUUUUAUUAUUAAAUCAUCAUCAAAAUUAGAAUUUAAAACAAAUGAUAGAAUUAUUUCAAAUACAACAAUUUCUUUAGAAAAUUCAAAAAGUAGUUUAAAUUUUGGUUAUUUAUCACCAUCAAUUACAAGUUUUAUUCAACCAAGUGAUAAUAGUAAUGGAUUAUUAAGAAUUCAAGGUACAAAUUUUGUAAAUCCAUUAGAUAAAAAUUUAUUACAAAUUAUAUUACCACCACCACAUUUUGGUGAUUUAAUUUCAAAUGUUUUAGAUUUAAAUGUAAAUUAUAUUGAUAUUAAUUUACCAAAUGAUUUUAUUAGUUCUUUAAUUACAAUUUCAAUUAAUGGUAAAUUAUCAAAUGAAACUAAUUCAGAUGGUACUGGUGGAACUGGUUUAAAAUAUUUAAAUUUAAGACCAAUAAUUACAAAUAUUACUCCACUUCCAUCUAUUAAAGGUAAUGAUAAUAUAACAAUCACUGGUAAUUAUUUAACGAAAUAUGUUUACAUGAUUAUUAAUAAUAAUAAUAAUAAAAAUAUUUUAAAUUGUGAUUUUAUAAGUGGUAACAAAGUUAUAUGUAAAGUUCCAAUUGGGUCAGGUAAAUUUAAAAUAAUUUCUGAAUCUGUUAAUCCAUAUAAUCAAAAUGAUGUUUUAACAAGUAAAGAAUUUGAAAGUAGUUACGCUCCACCAAAUAUUACAUCAAUUACACCAAUUGGUUUCUUUAGUGCAAUUUCACCAAACGGUUUCACAAUUACAAUCAAUGGUAAUAAUUUCAUUACUGAUAAAUCAUUAACAAAAAUUUUAAUUUCUGAUGGUAAUAUUGAUUGUGCCAUUUUGGGUUCAAUAACUGAUACAACCAUUAAAUGUAAUUUCGUAUCUGACCAAAAUCAAUGGACUACUAAAAUACCUGUUAAUCUUACUCAAAACUCUUUAUCCACUACUUUUAAUGAUGGAUUUUAUCAUUUCACUCAUUGUCCUGGCUCACCCUAUGAAUGUAGUAAUAAUGGUAAAUGUAAUUAUUUAACUGGUCUUUGUGAUUGUAAUCAUGGUUAUCAAAUUAAAUCUGAUUGUUCUGUUUCAACCACUAUAGUAUCUUCAACAACAACAACUUCAACAACUUCAACAUCUACAGUAUCAACAACAUCCUCACAAACUGGAUCCCCUUCCACUACUAGUACUUCCUCAAAUCAAAACACUGCCACUACAAGUAGUAGUACUAGUAGUAGUAGUAGUACACCUUCUCCUAUCACCACAACCUCUACUACAAGUAGUAGCAGUACACCCAAACCCACCACUUCAACAUCUAUUAGUGGUAAUGAUCCAUCAUCCUCAUCCAACAGUGGUGUUGGUACUGACCCUGAUAAUACUUUAUCUUCUUCCAAUAGCUAUAAAUCAAAUUUAAUUUUAAUUAUCUUUACUCUAUUUUUUGUUUCAAUAUUAUUUUAA
This is a messenger RNA of Dictyostelium discoideum AX4, 3357 nucleotides long. RefSeq lists its product as hypothetical. The coding region runs from base 1 to 3357 and encodes 1118 amino acids. The record is from RefSeq and is a predicted model, not a curated record. Lineage: Eukaryota; Evosea; Eumycetozoa; Dictyosteliales; Dictyosteliaceae. Gene Ontology annotation, cellular component: membrane. The transcript has 2 exons.